GGCCGCGCAGGUGGUUGACCCAGCCUCGCAGUUGCCUGGGCAGGGGCUCCAGGGGUGAGGGUGCAGGCGCCUAUCAGGGACCCCCGUCCGGGGAGAUGGGCAGCGAACGGACACCGCUUAAGGCUUAGGAAGAAUCGUCUGCCUUCCGGAGGGACACUCUGGGGCUCUGAAAUACUAUUAUUAUCCUGGGUGGCGGCGGCGGCGAUGCAUGAAUCACCAAAAGCAGGGAAAAGUGGAAAAAGUUCAAAAGAAGGACAAGACAUAAUAGAAUCAGAGAUUCCCAGCAGGAAAAACAGCCUUGUUGCUGCCCCGUCUGCAGCAUCUAGUAAAAUAAAAGCGCCAGCCCCUCAGCCCAUAGUGAAGAAAGACAAACGGCAAAAUUCUUCCAGGUUUAGCGCCAGCAAUAAUAGAGAACUUCAAAAACUACCAUCUUUAAAAGAUGUUCCUCCUGCUGAUCAAGAGAAGCUUUUUAUCCAGAAGUUACGUCAGUGUUGUGUCCUCUUUGACUUUGUUUCCGAUCCACUAAGUGACCUAAAGUGGAAGGAAGUAAAACGAGCUGCUUUAAGUGAAAUGGUAGAAUAUAUCACCCAUAAUCGGAAUGUGAUCACAGAGCCUAUUUACCCAGAAGUAGUCCAUAUGUUUGCAGUUAACAUGUUUCGAACAUUACCACCUUCCUCCAACCCUACGGGAGCAGAAUUUGACCCAGAGGAAGACGAGCCAACGUUAGAAGCAGCCUGGCCUCACCUGCAGCUUGUUUAUGAGUUUUUCUUAAGAUUUUUAGAGUCUCCAGAUUUCCAACCUAAUAUAGCGAAGAAAUAUAUUGAUCAGAAGUUUGUAUUGCAGCUUUUAGAGCUCUUUGACAGUGAAGAUCCUCGCGAGAGAGAUUUUCUUAAAACUACCCUUCACCGAAUCUAUGGAAAAUUCUUAGGCUUAAGAGCUUACAUCAGAAAACAGAUAAAUAAUAUAUUUUAUAGAUUUAUUUAUGAAACAGAGCAUCACAAUGGCAUAGCAGAAUUACUGGAAAUACUGGGAAGUAUAAUUAAUGGAUUUGCCUUACCACUAAAAGAAGAGCACAAGAUUUUCUUAUUGAAGGUGUUAUUACCUUUGCACAAAGUGAAGUCUCUGAGCGUCUACCAUCCUCAGCUGGCAUACUGUGUAGUGCAGUUUUUAGAAAAGGACAGCACCCUCACUGAACCGGUGGUGAUGGCACUUCUCAAGUACUGGCCAAAGACUCACAGCCCAAAAGAAGUCAUGUUCCUAAAUGAACUAGAAGAGAUUCUAGACGUCAUUGAACCGUCAGAGUUUGUGAAGAUCAUGGAGCCUCUCUUCCGGCAGUUAGCCAAGUGUGUCUCCAGUCCCCACUUUCAGGUGGCAGAGCGAGCGCUGUAUUACUGGAAUAACGAGUACAUCAUGAGUCUCAUCAGCGACAACGCAGCAAAGAUUCUGCCCAUCAUGUUUCCAUCCUUGUACCGCAACUCAAAGACCCACUGGAACAAGACAAUACAUGGCUUGAUAUACAACGCACUGAAACUCUUCAUGGAGAUGAACCAAAAACUAUUUGAUGACUGCACCCAGCAGUUUAAAGCAGAGAAACUGAAAGAGAAGCUAAAAAUGAAAGAACGAGAAGAAGCGUGGGUUAAAAUAGAAAACCUAGCCAAAGCAAACCCCCAGUACGCAGUGUGUAGUCAAGCGAGCACCGUGAGCCUUCCGGUGGCAGUGGAGACAGAUGGGCCUUUAUUUGAAGAUGUGCAGAUGCUGAGAAAGACAGUGAACGAAGAGGCUCACCAGGCACAGAAGGACCUGAAGAAGGACCGGCCCCUGGUGCGCCGCAAGUCCGAGCUGCCCCAGGACCUGCACACCAAGAGCGCCCUGGAGGCCCACGGUCGCGCUGAGGAGCUGGUCCCCCAGGACGGGCGCUAGCCCCGACGCCGUGCGGGCGCCAGUCCUGCUCCGAUCUGUAGAAAAUACACGCUCUGUGUGCCAUACAAAUCAGUUACACUCGAGUCAAAGCUUUCUCCAACCCCGUUCUGUAGGCAAUAACAUCCUUCCGCCUCAGCUCGAGACUAGGAGUUCAAACAAUGGUGACCACCCAGGGCCACAUGCCGCCCAUGGUGUCCCCUGCACGGUCCCAAGUAAGCCGGUUUUCCAAAAUCAGAGCUAAGGAAAGCACCCUAGUCAUCAUCUUCACAUUCUCCCCAAAUGGAAUUUGCGAUCAUUUAAGAUAGGUGGUCCAAUGAUAAUAUCAAUGUUUUUCAAAUCAAAGGAGCACUUUAAAAAAGUAUUACCUAUUUUUUAAGACUUUACAACCCUUGAGAUUGUUUCCACGUGAUUGUUAACGCCAGCAGUUUCUUUCUGGGGUUUUUUGGUUUGUUUUUGUUUUUUAAAUCUCAUUGAAGUGGUUCUUUGCUGUCAUCGUUCCAACACAGCUCAACUGGGAAAGUGACACGACAAUCCCCGGCCGCUGUCUUUUCCUAAGGUACUGCUUUACUUUGACCAAUACCAUGCGUACCACGUCCUGCUGCUUCUGUGUAUCGCUAAAGCCAUAUUGCCAAGUCUGCGGUCCAGGACCAGGACCCGGGAGUGAGCUCGUAGGAGAGAUUUUUUUUAGAAAGAGCUUUCUCUUGACUGGAAUUGGAAUUUUAAAGUGACGUGUUCGUGUUUUACUCUUUGCAGAAUGAUUUCUCUCUACUUAACACGUUGUUGCCCUUGAACAAGGCUCUUCAGUUAAUAAAAUUAUAUUCUCUGAGAAUUCCACAUUUUGUAGAAAAUUAGGACGAGAUCAUUUUGAGUGAGGCCAGCUCUCGGCCUGAUGCAGGCCACCGCUGCCUUUGGGCAAAAGUAGCAGAAACAGCGCUGUGGGCAGGCACCCCCCCUCCCCACAGUGUGGCCCUGAGGGCUUCAUGGAGGCGGCAGCAGCGACGGCUUCCAAGGAGUCUCUUUCUGUUGAAAAGAGCGCACGUAAUAGAUGCCUCAUAAGGAAAAUACAGCGUCUUGAGUUUUCAUCGGUCUUCAAUGCUGCUAAAUAUUUCAGACUUCCUUGCAUGUAUUAAGCUUUUUGUUUUUGAUGGAACAGCACGAGGAGAAAAAUCUUUAAACUUAAUGCUUUGUUCUUUAUUUCUCUCCGGGUGGCCAGUAUUUUGACUUACUUAUCCUGCUUGAAAGCUAUUUGAGAUGCGUACUGCUGCUCUAAACCAGUGAUUCUAGUUUCUUCUGUCUCUGGCAUAAGAUUCUAUAACUUGAUGUUAAAUGUCUUGAUGCAUCAAAGGUAAAACGUGGCUUCUUUCAGGAUCUGUUUUUUUAGUUGAGGUCUCGGGAAUCCACUCAGACAUUGUGAGAAGUGGAUGUGGUUCCCUGUGCAGCUGUGGUACCUGCUGCCCGUUGGUUUCACUUAAAUCCUUUGAUGAUGUUUAUUUCCUUGUUUCCUGUAGGAAAAUCAUUUGGAGGGAGGGGAUUUCUUUUGUUCAAAGCAAGUACUAAAUUAGAAGGCUGCCCCAGCUGAAAGGGGAGAAGCCCCCUUUGUGAGGAGGAACACUUCCUGAGAAACUUGACAAGUAUCCAUCCACUUUACCAUGAUGAAAUUUAUCAUUUAAAAAAAGUUUAGAUGCCUUCUCCUUUUGAGGGAAAAAGGGUGCUUUUUAUUGUAUAAAGCAGCGUCUUAUGUAUUUUGAUAAACCAUUGUUUGAACUUCCGUCUUUAGCUGAUAGAUUCUCAGAUACACUUGAUUUGGAUGUUCUCAGUUAUGUUUGUGACAGAGGUUUCUGGGAAGCCUCUCCUCUUGCCCUAGGGAAAAAGCAAAAUCUCAGUGUUUGGAUGAUGUGGAAAGCUCAGCGUAUAAGAACAUCUUUUUGUCUAGGUUUUACUUCUGCUCUUUAUUGAAGACAAACAUUCACCAAAAAGGGAGAAAAAAAAAGUUUUGAGAGAAACUAAUUUUCUUUGACAAGAGUAUUAUUUAAUAUUUUGGCCUAUGAAAGUUUUCCUAGUUAGUACUCAGAUUCCAUGUGCUAAUUGUUCAACUGACAUAUUACUACAUAGAUACACUGUUUCUUCUGUACCAAAUUGAUUUCAGAAGUACUACAUUGAAAAUAAACUGGUGACUGUUUUUCUUCAUAAAGUUCUGCGUUUGGCAUCUUCACUCUUUCUGAAAUGUAUCUGUACAUCAGAAAUGUCACUAUUCCGAGUGUCUUUUUAGUGCAGCUUUAGUAUGGCUUCCUUUUACUAUUGUACAUACAUUGUACCUUUGUUUUAUGGUAAUGAGUAAUAAAAAUGUAGACUUCAUAUUUUGUACAAAAUGUCCUAUGUACAGAAUAAAAAAAGUUCAUAGAAACAGCAAAAAUAGGUAAGUGGCACAAUUAUUUUUCUUUAGAAAAUAUCUGUAACUUUAUGCUUUAGUGAAAUGUUAAGUACCUACAUAUUUUUUAACAUUUUGUAAUUCAAAACUUUUUGUUUUGACAUUGUUUAUGAAGAGAAACUUCAUACACUUGCCAUUUAAUAUGCUCUUUUAUCUAAUUUUAAAAAAAACUCUAAAAAUGGUGUAUUAUAUGGACUAAAUAAAGAACAUGUGAAUUUUA
Messenger RNA from Eubalaena glacialis (North Atlantic right whale), 4568 nucleotides. RefSeq names its product protein phosphatase 2 regulatory subunit B'gamma (gene PPP2R5C). Gene Ontology annotation, cellular component: nucleus; cytosol; protein phosphatase type 2A complex. The transcript has 16 exons. Gene Ontology annotation, biological process: protein dephosphorylation; signal transduction. Lineage: Eukaryota; Metazoa; Chordata; Mammalia; Artiodactyla; Balaenidae. The coding region runs from base 205 to 1920 and encodes 571 amino acids. The record is from RefSeq and is a predicted model, not a curated record. Gene Ontology annotation, molecular function: protein phosphatase activator activity.